GCCAGACUGGGGCAGUCACACAGAAAGCUGUGUCUCUGUGAUUAGCCAGACAGGCCCAAGUUUAAAGUCAACAGCACACCCAGCAUCAGCAAAAACACUUCGUGACAGCGAAAUUAAAAAAAAACAUUGAAACUGCAGUCCAGCACAUACCUACAGAACUUAUACGUCAAAUAGUUACAGCACUGCAGUUGAAGUAAAUGUAUAAACAUGUAAAUCCCCAAGAAUCAGAAGAGUGAAUAAAGAAGAAUGGAAAAGAUCAUUCACAUGGAAGAAAAAGUACGAGGGAGAAACAGGCCUUGUAGAACCACUAAUGGAAGAAAUAAACUACACUGUAGAUAUUUAAGAAGAAGCAUGAUGGCUGCGUCCAUUCCUUUAGUGGGAGGCCACAUAAUAUGUAUCUAAGAACAUGCAUGAAGUGCCAUAGAAUGGGAAUUGAAAAUGUUUGUGACUAAAUCCUGGAGAAGAUUAUAACUACAUUUUCAAAAAGACAACAGUGGAGUUGGUUCCUCUUUCUGCUGUUACCUUCAAGUUUACAAUGGCAACAUUUUUGUGACUUGGUGGCUAAUACUUUGUCGGUUUGGAACAUCAACUUUUGUUGCACAACUGCUUUUAGAGAUUGUUUAUCUGCAGAUGAAAUGUACCGCAAUUAGAAAUGGACUGUCAAGACCAGCAAUGGAGGUGUCCUGGCUACUUUCUGUUCGAAAUCGCUCAGUGAGGAUAAGUUGAAGUUGACAUUGCAAGCUUUGCUUGGAAAACAGUAUGCAGGAAGCUGAUCUUCAAUCCACAAAUGCUUUAAAAGAGUGCAAAUUUCCCUGCACCAAUGGCAACUGUUCGAAAUUUGGAAACUUGAUUUGCAACCAACUAAAUGAUUGUGGAGAUAAUAAUGAUGAAGAAAACUGCCCACUAGUAACUGAGCAUCCACCUCCAACAAUCUUUAACUCUGAACAAGAAUUUGUCAAGAUAAUUGUCAUUGUUGUGGCAAUGACAGUAAUGGUGGUCGUGAUAAUUUGCUUGCUGAACCACUACAAGCAUUUAACAAGGUCUUUCAUAAACCGGCAAAGUCAGGCCAGGCGGCAAGAGGAAGCUUUACAGUCUGAAGGGGGCCUAUGCCCAACAGAUAGUACAGUAUCUCAUCACGGUGCUUCAGAGCUGAUGUCUACUCCAAGAUCAAGGGACAGAUUUACAGCCCCAUCAUUCAUGCAGAGGGAACGCUGUAGCCGCUUUCAACCCACGUACCCCUACAUGCAACAUGAGAUUGAUCUUCCUCCUACUAUUUCACUGUCAGAUGGAGAGGAACCUCCUCCAUAUCAGAGGCUUUGUGCAUUGCAACUUCGAGAUCCUGAACAACAAUUGGAACUCAAUCGUGAGUCUGUCAGGGCUCCACCUAACAGAACCAUAUUUGAUAGUGACUUGAUCAAUGUCUCUAUGUAUAGUGGAGGACCACGCCCACCAAGCAACAAUUCAGGCAUAAGUGCAACAAAUUAUAGCAGCAAUGGAAGGAUGGAAGGACCACCACCCACUUACAGUGAGGUCAUGGGUCAUUACCCAGGGUCAGCAUUUUUCCAUCACCAGCACAACGUGCCUCCUUCAACACAGAGAGACAGUGAACACCAUUUUCAGCAGGCUAGUGAAGACAGUACAAUUGUCCCAUUUAGAGGGAAGGACUUGAAUGCAGGAAAAAUUGUUUAACUAUCUGUGAACUGAAACAGGUGUGGCACCAUUGAGUUGCACUCUUGUGACACACUGUUAUUCAGUGGGAAUUGUUACAAUUUAGUAAAACCAAACAAAGUCGUUAACUUUCUUUGAGGAGUGCAUGAUAUAGUGAUUCUAACAGUAUAUAACUUCCACUUUGGCAAACUAGCAGCUUUUGGCAAACAGUUUUUGUAUCUGGGUUAUUUCAUUUUAAAAAUUCUUAACAUAGAAUUUCUGAUGUUAGCUUAUAGAUAUUUUUUGUAGUAACUGAAUUGCCUGAGAUGGAUGCAUAAGGUGUUUAAUGAUAACUAUACCUUUUUGGCCAGUUUUGUGAUAUUUUCAAACAGAAAAAAACUUAAAUUCCUUUUGAGUGCCAAGACAAUAGAGUGGAAGAAAAAAAAAUGCAAUGAAUUAACUUGUUUGUGAAAAAAUUAAAUGUUGCACUAUUUUCUUGUUUGAAAAAAAGGGGAAUUGCUUUAGUGGAAAACUUAAAACUGUCUUUACUGAGUUUCACAUAUGUGAAAAUAAGAGAAUUUCUAAGGAUGCAGGUGAUUUAGUUAGUGUUUUCAAUGCAUGGAGGUUGUUUGUGAAAAGAGAUUUCUGGUUGCACCCUAAUGCCUAUUUACACAGGAAGUGGAAAAUACAGGGACACAAUCUGUUAACUGUCAUUGCAAUAACUAUUAGGAACAAUAUGAUGAGAAUUUAAAUCUUGAAGUUCACAAGAUGGAAGGUGGUUUAAGCUCCAAAUUUGCAGCUGUUUAAAAUAUAUAUAGUGAUGCAUAAUUUCAACUGCUCAAAGAUUACAGCAUAUUUGCACAUCCUUAACAUUAGUCUCACUGAAAUUAAUAAAAAUGUAUUAUAUAAAUUGGACGUUAUAAGGUACCACA
Messenger RNA from Hemiscyllium ocellatum (epaulette shark), 2579 nucleotides. RefSeq names its product low density lipoprotein receptor class A domain containing 4a (gene ldlrad4a). The transcript is spliced from 7 exons. Gene Ontology annotation, cellular component: early endosome membrane; Golgi membrane. The coding region runs from base 760 to 1689 and encodes 309 amino acids. NCBI's taxonomy places the organism in Eukaryota, Metazoa, Chordata, Chondrichthyes, Orectolobiformes, Hemiscylliidae. Gene Ontology annotation, molecular function: R-SMAD binding. Gene Ontology annotation, biological process: negative regulation of transforming growth factor beta receptor signaling pathway. The record is from RefSeq and is a predicted model, not a curated record.